Molecule: messenger RNA, 592 nt
Organism: Fundulus heteroclitus (mummichog)
Lineage: Eukaryota; Metazoa; Chordata; Actinopteri; Cyprinodontiformes; Fundulidae
Gene: syce3
Product: synaptonemal complex central element protein 3
Exons: 2
Coding region: 118-405 (95 amino acids)
Biological process (GO): spermatogenesis; reciprocal meiotic recombination; synaptonemal complex assembly
Source: RefSeq, a predicted model, not a curated record
GACUUAGCUUACAAUAUAACUUUUUUUCUGCGACGUCUUAUUAGGGUGAACGGGCACAUAAUGACACGGGUUAUUAUUAUUUCUUUUUAAAUCUGUUCUGGCCGUUUGUAAUAAGAGAUGGAGGAUUCGUCUCGCCCGUCGGCGGCUUCAGGGAGCGGCACCGACAUGUACGAGCUGAACAAGGACUUGGAGAGGAUGACCGAGGAUGUGGAGAACAUGGCAGUGCAGCUGACCUGGAUGGCUUACGACAUGGUGACGCUGCGGACCGGCUUCGAGGUGGAGGCGUCCAUGCGGGAGCUGGAGGAGGCGUGUCGCCGGUGCAUGGCGGCCGUCUUCGGCGAGCCCGAACCGCCGGAGCCGGAGAUGAACGCUGGGGCUGAGGAUGCUGACUCAGCACAGAGUUGAACAUUUUCUGAUUUGUUGCGUUCAAGUUAAACGUGUCAAUUCGUAGUGUUGUUGUUGUUGUUGGUUGCCUUUGUUAAAAUAAGUUUUAUUACAACUGAUAGUUUACGUUUUAUUAUUGUUAUUACUAUUAUCCUUAUCUAAACUGUUGUAAUCUGUUUGGGUUAUAGAUUUGAACAAAGACGCUAAU